Molecule: messenger RNA, 2882 nt
Organism: Podarcis muralis (Common wall lizard)
Lineage: Eukaryota; Metazoa; Chordata; Lepidosauria; Squamata; Lacertidae
Source: RefSeq, a predicted model, not a curated record
CCUCCUGAUUGCUCUGAGUGGGUGCUGUUAGAAACCUACCGCAAUAACCUGAAGGAUAUAACUGGAUUUGAUAAGAGUGUAUGGCGUUGGCGAAUUAUUCAUGUGGACUCUAGCUAAGUAUUAUAUUUUUAUUGUCACUGUAGGCAGAUCCACACUGUACUCUUAAAGCACAUCCCAUGCACAUUAAAAACUCAUAACUUUCCCCAAAGAAUCCUAGGAACUGUAGUUGCCUCCUCACAGACGUACCAUACCCAGCAUCCUUAACUAUUUCCCUGCAAUUCCCAGGAUUCUUUGGGGGAAGUCAUGUACUUUAAAUGUGCAUUGGGUGUCCUUAAAAUGUAUGGUGUAGCUCUCCAUUUGCCACACAUAUGAUCAAGCAGGCGCACUCAACAAGGGCUUGGGAGAGUUUGCACUGCUGUAGGAAAACAGUAGACUCCUCAAAGAGGUUGAACGGGCAAAAAGAAAAGAAAAAAGUCCGCUUUCUCAGUUGGGCUUGGGUCAGCUAAAUUCACACACUUGCCUAUCACACACUUUCAUACUGGCCCGGGCUUAUCAAACACAUCCUACAUGGCAAUGCAUUACUGCACAUUGCAGUUGUGUGGUGGUGUUUCGUUAUUCUGGUUUGGUGGUGUUUAUUUUAUUAUUUUAAUUGUAUAUUAUACAAUAGGUGGGCUAUAAAUAAAUAUUCAUUCAAAACUGCCAGCAAACACUUUAGCCUGCAAACCUGUGCGCACUUUACCUGGGAGUAAGCUUCACUGAACACAGUAAACAUGCACAGGAUUAUGCUCUUAAGGCUACAAUUUUAAACACACUUGAAUAAGCCCCAUUAAAUUAUGUGGAAUUGAUUUCUAAAAAAAAUUCACACCCAUUAGGAUUGUACCACACAUGUGUUAGGGUAAAUAAUAUUUUUUUUGUAUGAAUACGGUUAGCCUUGAGGUUGUAGUCAGUAGAAAGUGUUUUAGGUUUUUGUCAAUUGAGAUCACAGACACGAAAGUCUUACAACUCUCUCUCUUUUGCUUUCUCUCUCCGCCCCCCCACCCCCAGUUUGUUGAGCAACCUCACUCUAGUAACAGAUAUUCCAGAGGUGACCUACCCUUCUCAGACUUUCAUCUGGAAGAGAUUUGAAAAUGCCUUCAUCGCUGCUUCUGGCCUUAUCAGCUAUGCACCUGUGUUCAAGGCCUAUUUCUACCAGGGGCUGUUGGAGCUCUAUGAAGAUAAUAUACAAUAUGCUGAGAUAAGGGCUAUGCUGCCACCGGUAUAUGAGUUGGAUGGUACCAUGCAUGACAAACGCUGGUCUAUGGCAGUUUAUGAAAGUACAACCCAACAGUUUGUAAAGGACCACCCAGACUUUGUUGGUGCAAAGAUUAUAUACACAGCACACAGAAAUGAGAAUGUCCCCCAAAUUGAAGAAGCGGUCCGUGCAGCUAUGGCACUCAGAGCAGAGUUCCCGGAAACUAUGGCAGGCUUUGAUUUGGUUGGCUGGGAAGAUGGAGGAAAGGCCCUCUGGGAACUAAAGGAUGCCUUGACCCUUCCGGAAACUCUGGGAGAUAAAUUGCCAUAUUUCUUUCAUGCUGGUGAGACAAACUGGGAAGGCACCUCUGUAGAUAGAAAUUUGUUGGAUGCUCUGCUGUUGAACACCAGCAGGAUUGGCCAUGGAUUUGCCAUUACCAAGCACCCAGAAGCUAAGAAUUUGGCUUUGAAGAUGGAUAUUCCUAUAGAAGUCUGCCCUAUUUCUAACCAGGUCCUGAUGUUAGUAUCGGAUCUCAGGAACCAUCCUGCUGCAGUCCUGAUGGCAGAGGGUCACCACAUCGUGGUUUCCUCUGAUGAUCCAUCCAUCUUUGGAGCAAAGGGUCUGUCAUAUGACCUCUAUGAGAUGUUCAUGGGCAUUGGAGGGAUGAGUGCUGAUCUGAGGACUUUGAAACAACUAGCACUAAACUCUCUAAACUACAGCAGUAUGCAACCUGGUCAAAAGAAAAAGGCCCUGGAGAUCUGGCAAAAAAAGUGGGACCAGUUCAUAGCUUCAGUCUCUGCAGCACGCUAGACACAGAGGCGCAAAAGACUUCUUCGCUUUAAGCAUGGUACUCUGAUCAGAUGACAGCUAAUGUCAAUAUAAAUUUGUCUUGUCUCUUGUACAUUUCAGUACCUGAGCAAAGUGCCCUUUUAAUUCUGCUGCAAAUGCUCCAAAUCAAUGACUGAUCAAAAUGCACUCCUUAAAGGUGGAACUAGGUGUGCUUCAACUCAAUCAGCUAUUGCUGUCCUGAACCCUUCUUGUCAUCCCUAGAUAUUUAGCACAAAUUAGGCCUUUUAGCCCUAGCUAGCCACUGCCUCUGGUAAUAUUUUGUCAUAAAAUGUGCCUUAGGAGCUUGAAGAAGCCCCUUCCCCUCAAGCUAGAAAGGUAGUAUUCUAGUUUUACCAUGCAACUACAGGAAAAGGUAUAACUGGGCUACUUCCUUUGGAAUCCUGAAAUUCUCAGGUUUUAUUUUAAAUGACAAGUUUCUAGCCCACAUGAUAUCUUCUGGCAGCCCAAACUUAUAUAAGAUUUAGCUGCACAAACCCAUUGAAAUCAAUGGCCUUAACAAGUACCGUAUUUUUCGCUCCAUAGGGCGCACCGGACCAUAGGGCACACCUAGUUUUAGGGGGGGGAAAUAAAGGGGAAAAAAUUAUUCCCCCCCCCAGGUCCAGGAGCGGCGGCAAGAUUGCACGCAACCUCGCCGCCGCUCCCGGAGCUUGUGGGGCUAGGGACAGGGGAAGCCUGAGCUUCCCCAGCCCCCAGAACAGGCCCAGGAGCGGUGGCAAGAUUGCGCGCAACCUCGGGGCCACUCCCAGAGCUUGCGGGGCUGGGGGCGGGGGAAGCCCAAGCUUCCGCCGACCCCAGCCCCAGC